AUGAAUUCAGAAGAUAUAGAUCAGAGGCCCGCAAAAAAGAGACGCUUUUUCUUUGAAGAUAAUGAAGACGAUCAUGAACAGAAAAUUACUGAAGAUAUCUCGGCAGAGUUGCCAGACGCAAGCGCGUCUUCCCGCUCCCUGGUUGGCCCUGCAGACACAGAGCUUGGACAAAGCACUUGCACCUCUACUGUGAACGUACCACGCCUGGAUUCAGAGAGAAACAUUCAGAAUGGAUUCGACGUUGCAUUUUUCACCAGCUUGGUUGGUGAAGAACUAUCAGCUGAAAGUAUUGAGACAGUCAGAAAAAUGGCCCAGAGCGAUAUGGAAAGAGCCGUUAAUAUAUAUUUCGAUGGGUCAUGGAAAAAUAGAACAGACGGCCCCGAAAUAAUGACUCCAAGCCUGCAGUCCUCAGAUGCCCAGGAUGGAACACCCGCUACUUCACCAAAUUGCUCUGCGACAUCACUCGAUACGGACAACCUUCUCCGAAGUUCGCCAAAGGCGAGGUACGUUGGUGGCUUUGGAGUUGGUGGCUGGGCCACUCGUUCUGGCUCAAACCUAAUAAGACACGGGGAGGAAGUUUCUAUUGAACGAAGUAAAGUACGGGCUUUACUUAAGCCUGGGAGAGGCGGCCGCAACACUUAUCGUUCGGCUAAUGGGAGAGGAGAUAUAAUCACAAGAUUUACGAACCAGCGGGGCGAUGAGAUUGGACGAUUGCCACGAGAGACUGCAGAAUGGGUCUCGACUUUAAUUGACCAGAAAGUUUGCAUAUUUGUUGGCGUUUGUGUGUAUGCUCCAGACCAGGUUCGAGUCAACGACACCAUAUACCUUCAAAUAAAAUGUUUCAUACUAAGGAAAGCUUUUGGAAAAAUGGUUCUAUCUACGCCAGAAGACCAGACUCCACGUUUGUUCGAACAACAAGAGACGACAGACGAAAAGGCGCUGCGUUUACGACAGGUGGCUCUUGUAACCCUUUUCAACGAAAUAAAUCUGCAGCCCACCUCGAUCAGCGAGACAACCUCCCGUCAGAAAAAAGAAGGGCUGCUCAGGGCUGCUGAAAUAGCAGAGCAACGAGGUUCUAAAAACAAUUCGUCUACAAAUGGGAAAGGGGACUCUUCGGACGGAGAGGAAGGAGAACAAUUAAACGAAAAUCAACUCGAUACUCUAUAUCGCAAGGCUCAACAGUUUGACUUCAAUAUGCCCGAGGCCACGCCCGGAGAGAAGUUUGCCCUGGAGCUUCGAAAAUACCAAAAGCAAGCGUUACAUUGGAUGUUGAGCAAAGAGAAGGAGGCCAAGUCUACCAGAGAGAGAUCGAUGCAUCCACUUUGGGAAGAGUAUACAUGGCCUAUAAAAGAUGUGAAUGACCAACCAGUACCUCAAGUUCGCAAUCGUGAAAAGUUUUAUGUCAACCCUUAUUCAGGAGAAUUAAGUUUGGAUUUCCCUGUUCAGGAACAGCACUGCCUCGGGGGGAUUCUUGCAGACGAGAUGGGAUUAGGUAAGACAAUUGAGGUGAUGAGCUUGAUCCAUUCCAACUCGCCUAACCCAGCCAUGUUGCAACGCGGAUCCAAUUCAUCAACUCCGGAUGCUCUUCCCCCCCCUACUAAAGCUUCUUCGCAUGUUUGGGCAGCGCCUUAUACAACACUCGUUGUUGCUCCAACCUCGUUACUCUCUCAGUGGGAGAGUGAAGCUAUCAAGGCGUCGAAGCAUGGGUCAGUAAGGGUAUUUGUUUAUCAUGGAACAGAGAAGUUAGCCGAUCUGAGAACCCUUGGCUCCAAUCAUAUCUCGGCAGGAUCCAUCAAUAUCGUCAUUACCAGUUAUGGUGUUGUUCGCUCUGAAUAUUUUCAAAUGGUUUCCGCGCGCAAUCGUGACAUCCUCAGUCGUAUAGGUCUAUUCUCAAUCGAAUUCUUCCGUGUUGUUCUUGAUGAAGCACAUUACAUUAAAAAUCGCGCAUCGAAAACUUCUCGAGCAUGUUGUGAGCUCAAGUCAGUCCACAGGUGGGUGCUGACCGGAACGCCCAUUGUUAAUCGACUCGAGGAUCUUUUCAGUCUAGUGAGGUUUCUGAAUGUUGAACCUUGGUGCAAUUUUUCUUUCUGGAGAACUUUCAUUACGAUUCCCUUUGAAUCAAAAGACUAUGUUCGAGCUCUCAAUGUUGUACAGACUGUGCUAGAGCCGCUUGUGCUUCGACGGACGAAAUCAAUGAAAACUCCUGAUGGCGAACCGCUAGUACCAUUACCCUCAAAAACAAUCACCGUUGAGCAGGUAGAACUUUCUGAUCAGGAACGAGAUAUUUACGACAUAAUUUUCACUCGUGCAAAACGUACAUUCAAUGAUAACGUUGCUGCUGGUACACUUUUGAAAUCUUAUACUACAAUUUUUGCCCAACUCCUCCGCCUACGCCAAACUUGCUGCCAUCCUAUCUUAACUAGAAAUCAGAACAUUGUUGACGAAGAAGAGGAUGCCGCUGUCGCUGCCGAAGAUGCGAAUAUUUUGCGGGAUGAUAUGGAUCUUCAAGAGCUGAUUGACCGGUUUACCGCUUCAACUAGAUCUACAAGUAAUGAGGAACAACAAGACCCAACAGCGAAAUUUACAACACACGCAUUAAGACAAAUUCAGACCGAGUCAUCUGGCGAAUGCCCUAUCUGUUCAGAAGAGCCAAUGAUUGACCCUGCGGUUACUAAGUGCUGGCACAGCGCGUGCAAAAAAUGUUUGGAGGCGUAUAUCCAGCAUCAGAGUGACAAAGGAGAAAAGCCUCGAUGCUUCUCUUGCCGGGAAACCUUAAGUAUUAGAGAUGUGUUUGAAAUUGUCAGACAUAAAUCUCCCAGACAAUCACCCGUGAUGGGUAGUUUAAACGAUAGCUCUCCAACACCUCGCAUCUCUUUGCGACGGGUACAUCCACUUUCGCCCUCUGCUCGUACCUCUGCCAAGAUUCACGCACUUGUCACCCACCUAUCUAGCCUACCUAAGAACUGUAAAGCAGUGGUUUUCUCUCAGUUUACCUCGUUCCUGGACUUAAUUGGCGCCCAACUAUCGCGCGACGGGGUUGAACAUCUCCGUUUUGAUGGAACUAUGGCGCAAAAGGCCCGAAAGACCGUGCUAAGUCAAUUUAACCGUGCACCCGAUAUUUUUGCUGACGAUGACGAGGAAGAAGAGGACAAGAACGGCCUUGAUCUUAGCCCUACCCGCAAAUUAUGCUCGGGAUCUGACUCCAUGGUAUCAAACCCCAACGUUCUCUUAAUCAGUCUCCGAGCCGGUGGGGUUGGUCUUAAUUUAACUACCGCAAAUUACGUUUACAUGAUGGACCCCUGGUGGAGUUUUGCUGUUGAAGCACAGGCUAUCGAUCGGGUGCAUAGGAUGGGUCAAUUGAAAGACGUGAAAGUAAUCAGAUUUGUCGUUAAGAAUAGUAUUGAAGAGAGAAUGUUGAGAGUUCAAGAGAGAAAAAUGAUGAUUGCGGGAUCAUUGGGCCUAAGAGUAGGUGACACCGGAGAUGACGCAAGAAGAAAAGAGAGGAUCGAUGAAUUGAAGCUGCUGUUUGAAUGA
Molecule: messenger RNA, 3534 nt
Organism: Ophidiomyces ophidiicola
Lineage: Eukaryota; Fungi; Ascomycota; Eurotiomycetes; Onygenales; Onygenaceae
Gene: RAD5
Product: DNA helicase rad5
Exons: 1
Coding region: 1-3534 (1177 amino acids)
Molecular function (GO): hydrolase activity, acting on acid anhydrides, in phosphorus-containing anhydrides; ATP binding; ATP-dependent chromatin remodeler activity
Source: RefSeq, a predicted model, not a curated record